AUGGCGAUCCAAACAUCAUCCAUGCUGGGAGCUCGUCUCCUCACCAAGCGAGCUGCCCUUUCCCCCGCAUCACGUCAGUGGCAGAGGAACUUCAGUGUGGCGCGUCCUCUUUCCAAGGAAAUCCAGGAAGCAUACAUUCUCAGCGCUUCCCGGACGCCAACAGCUAAGUUCAAUGGUUCGUUCGCCUCCGUCUCCGCUCCCGAGCUAGGUGCAGCGGCCAUCAAGUCCGCCGUGGGCAAGUCUGGGGUGCCUGUGGAGAAGAUCACGGAUGUCUACAUGGGUAAUGUACUGCAAGGCUCCGUGGGCCAGGCGCCCGCUCGUCAGGCCUCCAUCUUCGCCGGCCUUGCCCCUACUGUGGAGUCCAUGACCGUCAACAAGGUCUGCGCAUCCGGUCUCAAGGCUGUGGCGCUUGCUGCCCAGAACAUCCAGCUGGGUCUUGCCGAAGCUCAAGUUGCCGGAGGAAUGGAGAACAUGUCCCGCGUCCCCUACUACAUGGCCCGUUCCAGCCACCUGCCCCCCUUUGGAGACAUUAAGCUUGAGGAUGGUCUCAUCAAGGAUGGCCUGUGGGAUGUGUACAAUCAGUUUCACAUGGGAAUCUGUGCCGAGCAGACGGCGAAAAAGUACGAAAUCUCUCGUGAGGAUCAAGACCAUUCGCCGACGAGAUCGUCCCUGUCACCGUGA
Messenger RNA from Aspergillus terreus NIH2624, 681 nucleotides. RefSeq names its product acetyl-CoA acetyltransferase, mitochondrial precursor. The coding region runs from base 1 to 681 and encodes 226 amino acids. The transcript has 3 exons. Gene Ontology annotation, biological process: fatty acid beta-oxidation. The record is from RefSeq and is a predicted model, not a curated record. Lineage: Eukaryota; Fungi; Ascomycota; Eurotiomycetes; Eurotiales; Aspergillaceae. Gene Ontology annotation, molecular function: acetyl-CoA C-acetyltransferase activity.